AUGGAAGAAGAAAAUCUUUACGAGUCUGUUUUUUCAUUUGGUAAUUUGUUAGAUGUUGUGCUAUAUCUUUGUGAGAAAGAACACGUAGAGGGUGGUAUGAUAUUCCAGCUGCUGGAAGACUUGACAGAAAUGUCUACAAUGAGAAAUUGCAAAGAUAUUUUUGGUUAUAUAGAAAGUAAACAAGAUAUAUUAGGAAAGCAAGAGUUAUUUGCUCGUGGAAAACUUGUGAUGUUGAGGACAUGCAAUCAACUGCUUCGUCGUCUAUCAAAGGCGAAUGAUGUGAUUUUUUGUGGAAGAAUUCUCAUGUUUCUUGCUCAUUUUUUCCCACUAUCUGAACGGUCAGCUGUGAAUAUAAAAGGUGUUUUCAAUACAUCAAAUGAUACCAAAUAUGAGAAAGAUCCUCCUCUUGGAAUUUCAGUUGAUUUCAACUUUUAUAAAACCUUUUGGAGUCUACAGGAACAUUUUUGUAGCCCAACGUCUCUAACUAUUGCACCUAGCAAAUGGCAGAAAUUUACAUCUAACUUGAUGGUUGUAUUGAAUACCUUUCAAGCCCAGCCGUUAAGUGAUGAAGAGGGACAUGCUAAUAAUCUGGAGGAAGAGGCAGCAACCUUCAGUAUAAAAUAUCUAACAAGCAGUAAAUUAAUGGGUUUAGAGUUAAAGGAUCCAAGUUUUCGACGCCAUUUUCUUGUGCAGUGCCUCAUAUUGUUUGACUAUCUGAAGGCACCCGGGAAGACUGACAAAGAUUUGCCAUCUGAAAGCAUGAAGGAAGAAAUAAAAUCUUGUGAGGAGCGUGUAAAGAAAUUGCUUGAGAUUACUCCGCCUAAGGGAAAAGAUUUCCUUCAUAAUGUUGACCAUAUAUUAGAACGUGAAAGAAAUUGGUUUUGGUGGAAACGUGACGGGUGCCGACCAUUUGAAAAACAGCCAACAGAGAAGAAACCGGUCCAAGAUGGAGCUAGAAAACGGAGGCCAAGGUGGAGAUUGGGAAAUAAAGAACUUGCACAGUUGUGGAAGUGGGCAGAUCUGAAUCCGAAUGCCCUGGUUGACCCUCAACGUGUUCGAACUCCUGCUAUCACCGAGUACUGGAAACCUUUGGCAGAAGAUAUGGACCCCUCAGCAGGGAUAGAAGCUGAAUAUCACCAUAAAAACAACCGAGUAAGUUUUUUCUUUUUUAAAUAUUCAUACUUCUACAGUGUCAUUAAUGACUUUCCAAUGGUGUUUUCUACAAUGCGGUAUUACAUUUUGUCAACUGUUCCACAUGCUGAAGCAAGCUUAUUCUUUUGGAAAUAUAUAAUUUAUAGGAAUUUCUUGCAGAAAAAGUUAGAGAGGUUUUGAAAUGUUAAAAUAUCAACAACAUUAAAAUUUUAAAUUUUAUAGAUUUUUUUUGUCUAAUAAAAUUGCACUUCUUUUAAAUAGGAGGGGAAAA
Carica papaya (papaya) is the source of this 1423-nucleotide messenger RNA. NCBI's taxonomy places the organism in Eukaryota, Viridiplantae, Streptophyta, Magnoliopsida, Brassicales, Caricaceae. The record is from RefSeq and is a predicted model, not a curated record.